This is a messenger RNA of Melopsittacus undulatus (budgerigar), 2473 nucleotides long. It is a transcript of the gene PREPL, whose product is annotated as prolyl endopeptidase like. Gene Ontology annotation, molecular function: serine-type endopeptidase activity. The transcript is spliced from 15 exons. The record is from RefSeq and is a predicted model, not a curated record. Gene Ontology annotation, biological process: proteolysis. NCBI's taxonomy places the organism in Eukaryota, Metazoa, Chordata, Aves, Psittaciformes, Psittaculidae. Gene Ontology annotation, cellular component: cytoskeleton; Golgi apparatus. The coding region runs from base 210 to 2459 and encodes 749 amino acids.
ACGGGGCGACUCGAGGAAGCCACGCCAGGGACCACACUAGCCCAGCCGGCGUGCGGCCGGCCCCGCGCCUCACUGAAGCCUCCGCCGCCCUCUUGGCUACGGGCAGUCCCGCAAGCCAGCCGGGUGCUGCUCCUGUCGUCUUCCAUCUUACCGUGGCCAGAGCCGGCGGAGGGAGCGCGGCCCGGCCCCGCCGCGGCGGCUAUCAAGAAAUGAAGGUUAGGACGUCCUGUGUUGGACUGCGAAAUCUUCUCCAAGGGCUGAGCUACAGUGUCAGAUACUACUCUAAGCAUAGCUGGCUUCAAACAGCGUGUAUUUAUAGUAAAAUAAACCCAAAACAAUGUUGCAUCCUGGAUUGUUCAGGAGGUACAUGCACGCACAGGACCCUGCCACCUGGAAGCAUCCUGCCAUGGAGAUGCUUUUCCUGCAAGGAAGGAACAAAAACCCCUUCCAAAAGGAAGCAAAAUGCAUCCAUAACAUCAGACCGUUUAUACAAGAAUCUUCUGAAAUCAGAGCAGGAAAACUGGAACAGCAUUUCAGCAAGAUACAAAGCUAUGACAAAGAGAAUAAAGGAAAAAUUAGAAGAGUUGCAUGAUAAGUAUGCGUUCAAUCUGGAAAGUCCGAGGAUCAGGGUUGGAGAGAAUGUGUACUUUGAAGAGAAUGGCUGCAUAUUUCUUUCCAAAGCAGAUGAUGUACAUGAAGAAAAUUGUGACGUUUUAUUCAGUACUGAAGAUCUUGGCUUUUCUGAUGCCUUUAUUCAACGUAUCAGAAUUUCACCAGAUCAGAGAUACAUGGCCAUCAGCUUAAAAAGUGAAAAUUCCGAAGAGGCAACCUGCAUUGUUAUGAAACUUGGUCAUUUUCCUGUUGUGGAAAAAGUCAUUCCAAGUGUAUUUAGUUUUGAAUGGGCUGCAAAUGAUGUUCUGUAUUACACAAGUCAGAAGAACCUUAAAUGCCAGAAUGUGUUUAUGACCACUUUCACUAAUCAGAAACAUACUAAGUUAGUUUAUACAGAACAAGAUGCAAGGUUUUUUGUAGACAUACAUUGCACAAAAGAUAGGCGUUUUCUCACUAUCAACAGCAACAGCAAGACAACCUCAGAAGUUUGGCUGGUUGACUGUAGACAUCCUUUUAAGUCACCUGCUCUUGUACAAGUACGAACAAAAGGAGUCAUUUACCACAUUGAACACAGAAAUGACGAAUUAUAUAUUCUUACUACAUAUGGAGAACCUGCAGAAUAUAAGCUGAUGAAGGCACCGGUAGCUGCCAGUGGCAAGGAGAACUGGCAGUUAGUUUAUGCACUGGAAAAGAAAACCAAGCUAGUAGAUAUGGAGAUGUUCAGUGAGCACUGUGUUAUGUUCCUGAAGAAUGCUGGUCAUCUUUACUUAAAUGUGAUUUCUUUUGUUUCACAUUCAGUUCAGUCAAUAAAGCUGCCUACGUGGGCCUGUGAAUUUGAAUUGGAAUCUCAACCUGAACAUACCACCAGCACUUGCUAUUUUCAGCUCACCUCCCCGGUACACCCCCCUAAGCGCUUUGCAUAUUCAUUUAAAGAAAAUAAUCUCAUUGAACAAGCUGUGCAAGAGGUACCAAUUAUUACGAAUUGUCACACUACACGUUUACUAGCUAAAAGCAAGGAUGAAACUUUGGUGCCAAUUACAGUUUUUCAUAAUAUGAAUUCUAAAGAGCUACACAGGAAACCACUUCUAGUUCAUGUAUAUGGAGCUUAUGGCAUAGAUUUGAACAUGAGCUUUAAAGAAGACAAGCUGAUGUUAAUUGAGGAGGGCUGGAUAUUAGCAUAUUGCCAUGUUAGGGGUGGAGGAGAGCUAGGCCUUAGCUGGCACAAAGAUGGGUGUCGGCAUAAUAAACUCAAAGGGCUCCAUGACCUUAAGGCUUGCAUCACACUGCUGCACGAGCUAGGAUUUUCUCAGCCAAAAUACACAGCACUAGCAGCUGCCAGUGCCGGAGGAGUUCUUGCAGGAGCCCUGUGCAACACUGCUCCAGAACUCGUCAGAGCCAUGGUUUUACAGGCUCCUUUCGUGGAUGUUCUAAAUACAAUGAUGAAAACUCAUCUCCCACUGACAAUUGAAGAACAGGAGGAAUGGGGAAAUCCAUUAGCAGAUGAAAAAUGUAUGAAGUAUAUCAAAAGCUAUUGUCCAUAUCAGAAUAUUAAGCCACAGUGUUACCCUUCAGUUUUUAUCACGGCAUAUGAAAAUGAUCAACGGGUACCACUAACAGGAGUUUUACGAUACGUUCAGAAACUUAGAAAGGCUGCACUAGAUCAUACCAGCAGAACAAGUGAGAAAGGAAAUUGGAUCCCUAAUAUCAUCUUAGACAUCCGGGCAAGCGGCAGUCAUUGCGAUUCAUCUUGGGAGGAUUCACUGAACGAGGUUGCAAGACACCUUGCUUUUCUGAACAAAGAACUUGAAGUAUGCCAUCUCCAACAUCAUAGCAAACCCUGCAAAUAAACACAUUGACCACC